This is a messenger RNA of Canis lupus familiaris (dog), 2177 nucleotides long. RefSeq names its product dCMP deaminase (gene DCTD). The transcript has 8 exons. Gene Ontology annotation, cellular component: cytoplasm. The coding region runs from base 336 to 854 and encodes 172 amino acids. Lineage: Eukaryota; Metazoa; Chordata; Mammalia; Carnivora; Canidae. The record is from RefSeq and is a predicted model, not a curated record. Gene Ontology annotation, molecular function: dCMP deaminase activity; zinc ion binding. Gene Ontology annotation, biological process: dTMP biosynthetic process; dUMP biosynthetic process.
CUCCCCCGGGACAGGACCCCGCCCGCCCUGCGGGUCGCCCUGCGGGUCGGAGGCCCCUUGGAGGCUGCGCCCGCCCGGACCGAGGGACUAGAUCCCGCUCGCUGAGACUUGGCCUUAGGAAGAGCCCUUGACGCUUCUUCUCAUGGUUUCUCCUGGUUUGAUUCAGUAACCGGACUCGAAGCUAAGGGGACAGAUUAUCUGACCCAGCAUGAGUGAAGUUCCCUGCAAGAAACGUGAUGACUAUUUGGAAUGGCCUGAGUAUUUCAUGGCAGUGGCCUUCUUAGCUGCACAGAGAAGCAAAGAUCCAAAUUCACAGGUCGGAGCCUGCAUCGUGAAUGCAGAAAACAAGAUUGUCGGCAUCGGGUAUAACGGAAUGCCAAAUGGGUGCAGCGAUGACCACUUGCCUUGGGAGAGGACGGCAGCGAGUAAGCUGGAUACCAAAUACCCUUACGAAACACCAUUCCCUGGAAGAUCCAGUGCCCCAUCUACCUACCAACGUGUGCCACGCCGAGCUGAAUGCCAUCAUGAACAAAAACUCAGCCGAUGUGAAAGGCUGUACUAUGUAUGUCGCCUUGUUCCCGUGUAAUGAAUGUGCGAAGCUCAUCAUCCAGGCAGGUAUAAAAGAAGUUAUUUUCAUGUCUGAUAAAUACCACGAUAGUGACGAGAUGACGGCUGCAAGGCUCUUGUUCGAUAUGGCUGGGGUGGCCUUCAGUCGUUUCUGGUUCCUGUUCCUCUCGGUAUGGUGCACUAUAAUUGGCUCCUAUAGAGAUAAGAUAUCAAGUGAAUCCCGGGAAAUUUUUUUCCUCCCCACGGAAAAUGAAAUUCACACCAAAGUGCAGCAAGAUUGUCAUUGACUUUGAUUCAAUUAACAACAUGCCAAGCCAGAAGCUUCAGUGAGUUACAUCUCAUUAAAUCUCCAAAAGAUUGGGAUUAUCCUCUUCUAAGAAGCUGCUAAUGCCUUUCAUCUUGCAGUUACACAUAACUUUUUAAUAGCCAGUACAGCAAAAGUAGACAUCUAAAGAAUGUAAAGCCUCAAAUCUUCCUCACUGUCUCUCUUGUCACAUGGAAUCUGCAUCUGUUUAAACUAUUGAUUUAGGGUUUAAAAUAAAGGAGUCUGUGGAUGGCCUGUUGCACAGGGCUGGAGUGGGGCGCCUCCCCCUUGGUCUCCGGGUUUGCUGGGAUGCUGGUGGCUCUGCUGCUUUAGACAGCCGCUCCUCGCUGCUACAGGUGCUGAAAGGACAAAUAAAUAAUUGUCGCUGUGUUUCUGGCAGGAUGAACAGACACACUGAUGUGAACAUCUGGCCCAAGUGAAGCAUAAUGUGUAGUGCCCUUGGAAAGAGAAAAAUAGGGCCCACAUGACAGUAGCUAAUGCAGAAGUGUUUGCUUUAGGGAGUUGAGGGGAACCCCCACCCAGCCACCCCCAAAUCCUAAACGGGAUGGCACAGGUGAACUGGGCGCAUUUUCUCUGCAUCUGCCGGCCUGCUGCCCCCCCCCCCGCCCCCAGGGGCGGUGGCACAUUGUCCUUCCAGGAGUGGGGACCCCUGUUGGUUUCGCCUCUUCCUUCUGGUUUGUGCCUCACAGGGAGCUUUUCCGUUCAUCUGAGUAAUGAGUUGUUUCCAGAGGAGACAGCCUGUGUCCCCUUGUCACCCCCAAGACCCUGCCUGCUGGGGCCGCAGGGCCGUGUGGACGGAGGGGGCACACGCACCUGCUUCUGCUCCCGUGUCGAGGAGUCGCCGCUCCUCCAUGUGCCAGCAUGGUUCACGUCCAAGGCCGCUCUGCAACCGGGGAGUAAAUUAAUUCCUCCCUUGUACGUGCAAUGUGAGGAAAUCCAGCCUGCCUCGAGGUGGUUUAUUCCAGAUCUGUCGGUAACGGGGCUCAUCUGUGCUCCUGGCGCUGUGCCUCAGCGCGGCGGAGCUCACCUGCCUCCCAGUCACUGCGACGGGGGACGCGCCUGUGCACCUCGUCGCUCAUCGCCUCUCAUUUUUAUUAAACACGCUCAGUAGCUUUGUUGAGAAGAAAAUGGGUUCUUUAUCCUAAAGAUGAUUACCGUUUUAAAGUGCUCUUAACAUUUUCAUGAAUCCUUUUUAUUUUUUUCCUCGCGGUUUUGUACUCCGUAUUCUGGGGCGUUUUGUAAUGUGGCUCCUUACCAAGAUUAUUAAAACCUUAUUAAAAUCUAC